GACAAGGUCUUCUACGGCUUCCUGAAGCCCUGGCUGGACGGGCUCCUGCAGAGUGCUGGUGACAAGUGGAGCUGCCACCGUGGGAUGCUGAUGCCUGCCUUCCAUUUCAACAUCCUGAAGCCCUAUAUGAAGAUUUUCGAUGAGAGUGUGAACAUCAUGCACGCCAAGUGGCACCUCCUGACCUUGGAGCACAAUGCCUGUCUGGACAUGUUUGAGCACAUGAACCUCAUGACCUUGGAUAGUCUGCAGAAAUGUGUCUUCAGCUUUGACAGCCAAUGUCAGGAGAAGCCCAGUGAAUAUAUUGCCUCUGUCUUGGAGCUCAGUUCCCUUGUGGCAAAAAGAAACCAGCAGAUCCUCCUGCACAUGGACUUCCUGUAUUAUCUCACCCAUGAUGGGCGGCACUUCCACAGGGCCUGCCGCCUGGGGCAUGACUUCGCAGACGCUGUCAUCCAGGAGCAACGCCACACCCUCCCUAGCCAGGGUGUUGAUGACUUCCUCCAAGCCAAAGCCAAGUCCAAGACCUUGGACUUCAUUGAUGUGCUCCUGAUUAGCAAGGAUGAAGAUGGGAAGGAGUUGUCUGAUGAGGACAUAAGAGCGGAGGCUGACACCUUCAUGUUUGAGGGAGAGGAUCCCAGCUAUGACACCAGGACCAGUGGUCUCUCCUGGGUCCAGUACAACCUUGCAAUGCACCCAGAAUACCAGGAGCGCUGCGGGCAGGAGAUGCAAGAGUUUCUGAAGGUCUGCGAGCCUAAAGAGAUAGAAUGGUGA
Gorilla gorilla gorilla (western lowland gorilla) is the source of this 768-nucleotide messenger RNA. Its product is annotated as cytochrome P450 4F2-like. NCBI's taxonomy places the organism in Eukaryota, Metazoa, Chordata, Mammalia, Primates, Hominidae. The transcript is spliced from 6 exons. Gene Ontology annotation, molecular function: monooxygenase activity; iron ion binding; heme binding. The record is from RefSeq and is a predicted model, not a curated record. The coding region runs from base 85 to 768 and encodes 227 amino acids. Gene Ontology annotation, biological process: phylloquinone catabolic process; arachidonate metabolic process; menaquinone catabolic process.